Molecule: messenger RNA, 4134 nt
Organism: Pleurotus ostreatus (oyster mushroom)
Lineage: Eukaryota; Fungi; Basidiomycota; Agaricomycetes; Agaricales; Pleurotaceae
Exons: 34
Coding region: 1-4134 (1377 amino acids)
Biological process (GO): transmembrane transport
Cellular component (GO): membrane
Molecular function (GO): ABC-type transporter activity; ATP binding; ATP hydrolysis activity
Source: RefSeq, a predicted model, not a curated record
AUGUUCAACCCUUUCAACCCCCCACCAGCGCCGCCAGCGUUUGGCAAAGGGAAGAUACUCCCAGAAAAACAAGCAUCAUGGCCUUCGCGGAUUAUAUUCCACUGGUUAGGCCCAUUCUUGGCAGUAGGAUAUUCGAGGCCAAUUCAACCAGACGAUCUGUGGGAGCUACCACCGAACAAGAGAACGGCACAUCUGACCGAACUCGUACAAAAUAUAUUCUAUGCUCGAUGCCCCCCAGAUAAACGACCGAAUUUCUUUCGAGAGGACCAUGGUGGAGACCAGGGAUCCGGAAUAGGCUCGAAUGGGGAUGCGACCGACGAGGAGAAACCCCACACCAAAUCGAAGGCGACGAAAGCACCUAAGUACGACUCGUCACUGUUCAAGUCGUUGCAUUCUGCAUUCUUUUACCGUUGGUGGAUUGCAGGCAUUUUUUACCUCGGUGCCGAUACAUUGAGGACCACGACACCUCUCGUCACAAAGGUCCUGCUAAACUGGCUGACCGAGUCGUAUAUCUAUCAUCAUCUUCCAGACGAGGUCAAAGCGACGGCGGCGGUUUCUCAGCCUCGGGGCAUCGGCUUUGGCAUUGGUCUAGCGUUCGCACUGUUCGCCAUGCAGCAAAUGGCUAGCUUGCUAAACAAUCAUUUCUUUAUAAUCACAAUGGUCAAUGGUCUAUGCGUUCGAUCAGCGCUUAUAGGCAACAUCUUCCAAAAGUCCCUACGUCUCUCGGGUCGGGCUCGGAUAUCACACAGUGUUGGUCAGAUCACCACGAUGAUCUCGACAGACGCUACUAGACUUGACCGCUUCUCGAUGUAUGUUCAUGGGUUAUGGGUGUCCCCGAUCCAGAUCAUAUUGGGGAUUGGAUUGCUUCUUGGAAACUUGGGGUACUCGGCCUUGGUAGGACUGGGAGUCUUGAUUCUGGGCCUCCCUAUCCAAACGGUGCUGGUGAUGAUUAUGUUUAAGCAACGCAAAAAGGGUGUCAAAUUCACUGACACCCGGCUGAGGCUGACCACAGAGGUCUUGCAAGGCGUCCGCUUACUGAAGGCGUAUGGAUGGGAAAAGUUUUAUAUCCAUCAGCUUGAGCUAUUGCGUAAGAAAGAGAUCCAAGCAUUGAAGAAAACGGCUACAGCACGAGCGGGUAUAAUCGCCUUGAUGUCCUUUGUUCCUGUCCUCGCCGCCGUCCUUUCCUUUAUUACUUACUCUCUGAGCGGUCAUGAGCUUAAUAUUGCCAUCAUUUUCAGUUCGCUGCAACUCUUCAACGUCAUUAGGAUGCCACUUGCGACACUACCGGUUGUUUUUUCAUUUCUGACCGAUGCUCUCGUUGCGUUGGGUCGCAUCUCAAGCUUCCUCCUCGCUGAAGAGCUACCGGAACCCUACCCAAUCAACUAUAACAACAAGAGGGCUAUCACCGUGGACGCGGAUUUUGCUUGGGAAACAGCGGCCAAACUCGAAGACAAGUUCAAUGUGCAUUCCAAGAAGCACAAACACACGAAGGCGGCGAAGGAUGAGAAGAGCAUCCUGCCCACCAAGGCUGCCGAAGCGGAGGGAAGUGUGGAGUCACAUGAGGCGAAAGAACAGCCGUUUGUAUUGAAGAAUCUGUCGUUGGAGAUAGACAGAGGCUCGUUCGUGGCGAUUGUCGGCCGGGUUGGAUCGGGCAAGAGUUCUUUGUUACAAGCGCUCAUAGGCGAGAUGCGGAAGACAAGAGGAGAGGUUAACUUCGGAGGCUCCGUGUCAUACGUACCUCAAAGAGCUUGGAUUCAAAACGCUACCCUUCGCGAAAAUAUCCUCUUCGGACACGCCAUGGAUGAAUCCAGGUUCCGACAAGUCAUCAAGGCCUGCAGCCUCGAGCAUGACAUCGCGAUGCUUCCGCAAGGAGAGGAAACGGAGAUAGGGGAGAAGGGUAUCAAUCUGAGUGGCGGACAGAAGGCCCGAGUCUCCCUGGCACGCGCUGCUUACUCCGAUACCGAUAUUGUUCUCUUAGAUGAUCCGCUCUCUGCUGUCGACGCUUAUGUAGGGAAGGAUAUUCUCGAUAACUGCCUGCUGCGUGGCCCGUUGGCAGAUCGUACUCGAGUGCUUGUGACACACGCUCUUCACGUUCUUGACAAGGUCGAUUAUAUCUAUGUCGUAAACGACGGCGUACUUGUCGAGCAAGGAACAUACGAAGCUCUGAUGAAGGAUAGUGUCUCCUUCGGCCGACUGAUUGAAGAAUUCGGUUCAAUGGAAGAAGACAAAGAGGAUGAGCAGCCUCGUCGGGAAACGCCAGAAUUUAACCUCAGGGUGCAGAAAGGAGCAGCGGCCGGUGAGAUGAAGAACGCAGCUCUCAUGCAGACCGAAGAGAGGAAUGUUGGCGCUGUGACUUGGGACACCUAUGCUAAGUACCUUCGGUUUGGCGGCGGAAUAUUCUGGGCCCCAUUUUUAUUGUCCCUCCUCGUGCUGAAUCAAGCUGCCGCUGUCGGGAAUAAUCUGUUCUUGGGAUUUUGGACAAGUCAAACUAUUCCUGGAUUCACUCAGGGGUCAUAUAUGGGAGUUUAUGCCAGCCUCGGUGUCGCUAAUGCAUUGUUUUCGUUCUUGCUGGGGAUGUCGUUCUCCUUCGCUGCGUUGAUUGCUGGCUUCAAUCUGUUCAGAGCUGCUUUGAAAGCUGUUUUGCAUUCGCCAACGUCUUUCUUUGAUACGACGCCGAUGGGACGUAUUCUUUCUCGGUUGUCAAAGGAUCAGGACACUUUAGACACGGAACUGUCCAUAACUCUCUAUCAGUUCCUGAACACAUUCAGCUCUAUCCUCGGCACAGCUGGCUUGGUGUUCUACACAUUCCCGUACCUUGGGAUCAUGUUUGCGCCAAUGGCGGUACUGUAUUAUGGGAUAUCGGUCUAUUAUAGGCGAACUUCUGUCGAGACGAAACGACUAGACUCGUUAAUGCGAUCUGCAUUAUACUCAUCGUACUCAGAAACAUUAACUGGCCUGUCGACAAUACGAGCCUACCGAACCCAGGACACUGCGGUGACGCAUGCUCAUGAAGGACUUGAUAUGGAGAAUCGGGCAUAUUAUAUGACCGUUUCCAUACAACGAUGGCUUGCCCUCCGGCUCGAUGUCUUCGGUAACGUACUGGUCUUCGGCAUUGCUCUUUUUGCCGCUGGCUUCCGCGAAACCGUGAACCCGGCCAGGAUUGGCGUCGUGCUCACAUACACGUUAAGCAUAACCCAGGUGUUCUCUGAAAUGGUGAAUCAAUUCGCACAAAAUGAGCAAAACAUGAAUGCCGUCGAGCGGAUACUAGUGUAUACCGAGUUACCUCCUGAAGGAGACCUCACGACACCAAACGACCCUCCAGAGUCAUGGCCUGAAAAAGGAGAGAUCGAGUUCUCUAAUGUCGAGUUCGCAUACAGAGAAGGGUUGCCUCUUGUCUUGAAAGAUAUCAGUUUCAAGGUUAGGGCUGGGGAGAAGAUUGGUAUUGUCGGCCGGACAGGGUCAGGCAAGAGUUCAUUACUUCAGGCGCUCUUCAGGACGGUCGAACUCCGGGGUGGAAAAAUAGAGAUCGACGGACAAAACAUUGGCACCAUAGGCCUUAGCGUGCUUCGCCGGAAGCUUGCACUUGUGCCCCAAGACAGCACCUUGUUUCUGGGGACGCUGAGAGAGAAUCUAGAUCCUGAAGCGUCCCGGACGGAUGCAGAGCUGAUAUCUGUUCUUCAAAGGGCGUGGUUACUCCCCCGAGAUGGCCGCAGCGACCCCAACGCCGAAGCAAAGUUUAGCCUCGAAUCGACUAUUGGUGACGAAGGUUCCAAUUAUAGUGUUGGAGAACGCCAACUCCUAGCACUAUGUCGUGCACUCGUAAAGAACAGCAAAAUCAUUGUCCUGGAUGAAGCAACCAGCAGCGUGGAUGUGGAGACAGAUGCCAAGCUGCAGCAGACGAUCCAAACUGAAUUCGGGACUUCUACCCUGUUGUGCAUCGCCCAUCGAUUGAAUACCAUCGCUUACUACGACCGAGUACUCGUCAUGGAUAAUGGGAAGGUGGCUGAAUUCGAUACAGUCCUCAACCUAUUCGAUAAGGAGGACUCCAUCUUUCGGUCGCUUUGCAAUGAAGCCUCGCUCUCUCGUCAAGAUAUCGUUCGUAUCAGAUCAGACUCCGGUUUUUCUAGUAACUAG